CAAACAUUUUAGGAUCCGCCGCAGGUUCGCUGAUCCUUGUAACUUGAGAAUUGCCAUCAAAGGCCAGUUACAAUCUGAAAAAAAUACUGAGGAAAAUAAUAUUGUGCUGAUCUGUUAAUAAGCUAUGGAUACGGACAACCCGUUGUUCCUGCAAUGUAGAUUUUGCCUACGUAUGGUGGAUCCAACGCAGAUGCAAUCAAUAUACACUGAUGAUAAACCUUCUCCGUUGCAUGAUUUUGCAGAGCGAAUAUUGGGUGUAGAGGAUACUUUGGACAGCUCUCGGGUAUGCAACACUUGUUUCAUGAUGUGGACCAUGGCUAAGGACUUUUUCGAUGCGUGUCUCUGUGCCACCGAAGUUCUCUCAACGGGCGAACAAGUAAUGUUCAGCAAUCCUUGGUUGAAGCACAAUGAGCACAAGCGUAUGUUCACAGAACUCGGUAUAGUUGUCAUGAGACAUUGCCACGAAAUGGAAACGCUAGUUAGCAGUUUUCAGCAUCAUCAUAAACGAAAAAAACCGACGGAACACCUUCAAGGUGUUACAUAUGAAUCAAAUACCACCAAUGCAAAUAAAAAAGGUAUUGAGGUUAAAGAGGAGCAUCCGCUUGAAAUUGACGAUUCCUCUGUAUACUUCGUGGAAGAUUGCUCUGAGGAAAUCAUACAUCCCACCAGACAAACCAAUGCAACUGUGUCACAUGCAGACAAUCAAUUGAAAUCAAGUCCGAGCGGAAAAGAAGCUGCUUUCUGUGGAAAUAUGACUGCUGCAGUUGAACCAGACAUCGAACAAAUUGAUCUUAUCGAUAGUAGCGAUGAUGAAAAAGAAAUAAUCUAUUUGGAGGAAAAAAGCUCUACAAAUUUCGAAGAAGAAACGCUAAGCACGAUUUGUCAGAUUUGUGGUAAAUUAAGUGAAAAUAUGUCUGCACAUUUGGAGACGCAUUCAGAAAGUUCAAAACCAAUAGAAAAGACGGUUGAAAAUAGCGUUCAAAAAGUGGCCAUCCAAGAGGAACAGGGCGUGUCGGAGAAGUGCAUGAUAUGUGGUAUCAAGUUAGCUAGUCCGUUAGCGGCAGCAAUUCACUCUCGAUUACACCCUACGAAUAAGUUUAAGCCUAAGAUAAAAGUCAGGAAGAACAGGACUAAGGCAAAUGUAACAAAUGUAAAAAUCAGAAAGAAAAGAGAGAAAAUAAAAUAAUUUUCCCUCAUCGCGGGUAUCUGUGUUUAACUAUGGGCCUUAUUAUGUAAAUCGAGUCGAUAAGAAUCGACCAUUUUUGUUCGCAAAAUUUCGUAUUUUGUAAAUCGAGAUAAUCUUUUUUUUUUCAAUCGUUUAUUUGUACAGGCUCAGUUACAUAAGUUUAAAGGACCCAAAUUCUACAUCUAAUUUUUGUUCAUGCUGUUUACAAUUUUGCUUAUUCUACGGUUAAUAGGGUGGAGAACCGAUUACUCGCGGUUAGUAGGGUAACAACUUUUUAUCAUGGAGAGGAAUGGACAUAUGGAGAUUUGGCCAAUACUGAAAAUUAAACACGGAAAUGAAUAGUUUUGAGGAAAAUAUAGAUUUGGGACAUAGAAUCAAGGUCUAACUGAGCCAAACACAUCACGCACCGACACAUUGGGUUGUUUCCCUCGGGCCCAAAGAGAGUUUUGUAAAUUUGAUCUGGCUACAAGCUACAAAGUACAUCUCGCACUAUCAAACAACAUGCUCGAUGUCGUGAUUGUUGCUGACAAGAUUUAACGAAACUAGCUGACCCGGCAAACUUCGUCCCGCCCAACAUUUGUUUUUUGUUAUUAAUACCUUCAAACAUUCACGUUUCCUUACUAUGAGCAAGUUCAUGGGUCCAAUCGCAGAACUGUUCAUUGAUUGAUCCUCUAAUCGACCCCGUUGAAUUUACCUUUUACUAUAAAAUUCCUAGUAUUUCUAACAAAACUCAUCAUUAUAAUAUCAGAUUAUUUUCAGACACAAUUCUCGUUCAUGAUUUU
Molecule: messenger RNA, 1968 nt
Organism: Toxorhynchites rutilus septentrionalis
Lineage: Eukaryota; Metazoa; Arthropoda; Insecta; Diptera; Culicidae
Exons: 3
Coding region: 125-1186 (353 amino acids)
Cellular component (GO): nucleus
Molecular function (GO): zinc ion binding
Source: RefSeq, a predicted model, not a curated record